AUGAAUCGUUAUCUACCUGUGGCAAGACAGCACUUCCUGGCUGCACUAGCUAGCACUAGCGUGGUGGUGAAAGCCAUCAGUGCUUUGGUGGUGAUCCUUUAUCUGCUCUCCUGGGCUUUGGACACGACGUAUGCACUGGGGGUUACUCCAGGGUACCUGUUUCCUCCUAACUUUUGGGUUUGGACAUUGCUCAGCCAUGGGGUCGUUGAGGAGCACGCAUGGGGCGUGCUGGUCAACAUUGCGACUGUCAUGUCCUGCGGACGCCUGCUAGAACCUUUGUGGGGUGCCCUGGAACUGCUGAUAUUUUUUGUGGUGGUGAAUGUAUCAGCGGGCCUUUUAGCAGGACUCUCCUACCUCUUCACCUACGCGGCCACCUUCAACCUGGACUACUUGUUCGCCGUCCGCGUCCACGGGGCAGCCGGCUUCUUGGGAGGCGUACUCGUGGCGCUGAAGCAGACCAUGGGGGAUACCACAGUGCUCCGAGUUCCACAGGUCCGUCUGAAAGCGGCUCCAGCACUGAUUCUUCUACUCCUGGCCUUACUCCGCCUCUCGGGUCUGCUGGAGAGCUCCGCCCCCUUAGCUGCCUACAGCUACGGAGCCCUGUCCGGCUGGGUGUACCUGCGCUUCUACCAGAGACACAGUCGGGGCCGCGGCGACAUGUCCGACCACUUUGCUUUUGCCAGUUUCUUCCCGGAGGCGGUGCAGCCGGCGGUGGCUCUGCUGGCGGCGUUGGUUCACGCCGCCCUGGUCAAAGUGAAGGUGUGCAGGAAGAUGGUCAAGAGGUACGACGUGGGCGCGCCUUCCGCAAUCACCAUCAGUCUGCCCGGGACGGACCCGCAAGAUGCCGAGAGGAGGAGACAACUGGCGCUUAAAGCGCUUAACGAGCGUCUAAAACGGGUGGAGGACCAGUCAGCUUGGCCCAGCAUGGACGACGAGGAAGACGAAGACGCCGACGAGAUCCGAACCGAAACUCGGCCUCUCCUUCAGCGCGAUCCUCCUUCCUCCGGAGGCGCCGUCGGCACGGCGCUCUCCGCUAAUCCCUCGUCCUCCGCCGGCAACGGAGCGCAAGGCAACCCGGAAUCGAGCAUCAUCAGCUUCGAGGACGCGCCUUCUCGGUCGUAA
Nerophis lumbriciformis (worm pipefish) is the source of this 1122-nucleotide messenger RNA. The record is from RefSeq and is a predicted model, not a curated record. NCBI's taxonomy places the organism in Eukaryota, Metazoa, Chordata, Actinopteri, Syngnathiformes, Syngnathidae.